AUGGGCGCCCUGUGUCCUUCUUGGCCCUCACCGGCUUGGAGCCAAGGCUGUGGCGCUGAGCGCCUGCAUACCGCCCCCCCUUCCCUACGGCUCCCUCUUUUCCCCUCCCCCCUUCCGCCCCCGGGCCCCAAGGAGGAGCGGGAGAACUGGGGGGCGGGGAGCUUGAGCACCGCGUGGCCACGCCCCCCAAGCCGGCUUUUUCUAGGACCGCUCCGGGAGCCUCUCUGCUGGCUGCUCCUGCUCGCUCCCUGGGUGCGCACCGCUCCUGCCCUGCGCUCUGCUCAGCUCUGCUCGGCUCCGCUCCAUUCCGCCUCCACCACGCCUCUCUCCGAGCUUCGGCCACAGCCAGCGGAGCGCGCCCGCGGUGCCGCCACCCCAGCCCCCGGCUCUGGGUGCCUGUUGCUCCGUGCCAGGCACCUCGCGCCGUGCGAUCCCACCGUCUCCCAAGUCCUGGCCGUGUUCUGUGCCCCGGCCCUCGCCCUCUCUCGCUGUUUGUCUGUCGGUUUAGCUGUCUUUCCGCCUCCCCACCCACCUUUUCCUUCCUCCCUCUCUCGCUUGCUUGUUCCUUCGCUAGCUCUCAGACGCGGCGAAGCAGCUUCGCAGGAAAAUCCCAGAAACCUUUGCAAAAAGCUUACAAUGAAAUUUAAGAAGUUCUUCGAUUUCGGCGCCAUUUUCGAGUGGAACGAGAGAGGUAAGAUUCUCUUCCAUCCUAAUUCCCAUCACCCAUCGCUCUGCAUUUCAGCGCUGUAUUCAUUCUCCGCGGGUCGGGAGGGAAUCAAGAGCCACACCCUUCACUCUGCCUGCAGAUCCUGGAAAUCAAACUGCGAAGUUAUUAAAAGAGAGAGUGCCGCCCAAACUUCCUGGAGGACCUUGUCCACGUCAUCUGGCUCCCUUCAGAGGGCGCCUGCAGGAUCCAGGAACACUACAUCAACACUCUUGGCGGGGAUCUGGACAUGGAAGACUCCUGUUUCAAGAAAAUAUAAUCAUCUUUCAAAGGCUGUAACUUAUAUGCAUUUCUAACUCACUAGGUAUUGAAAACCACCCAAGUGUCCCACCAUAGGGGAGUAAAAUAGAAUCAAUCACUCA
Messenger RNA from Marmota monax (woodchuck), 1086 nucleotides. RefSeq lists its product as uncharacterized. The coding region runs from base 1 to 1020 and encodes 339 amino acids. The record is from RefSeq and is a predicted model, not a curated record. Lineage: Eukaryota; Metazoa; Chordata; Mammalia; Rodentia; Sciuridae. The transcript is spliced from 4 exons.